Boleophthalmus pectinirostris (great blue-spotted mudskipper) is the source of this 657-nucleotide messenger RNA. RefSeq names its product RAB42, member RAS oncogene family a (gene rab42a). The record is from RefSeq and is a predicted model, not a curated record. Lineage: Eukaryota; Metazoa; Chordata; Actinopteri; Gobiiformes; Gobiidae. Bases 1 to 657 code for a protein of 218 amino acids. Gene Ontology annotation, molecular function: GTP binding; GTPase activity. The transcript has 2 exons. Gene Ontology annotation, cellular component: Golgi membrane. Gene Ontology annotation, biological process: Rab protein signal transduction.
AUGGAUAUUUUGUGGCAAUACCAGUUUAGGAUCAUUCUGCUUGGGGAUUCCACUGUGGGCAAGUCGUCGCUGCUCAAACGCUUCACGGACGGUAUUUACAGUGAUGUAGCAGAUCCCACGGUCGGCGUAGAUUUUUAUGCCCGAUCGCUCGAUAUCGAACCCGGGGUAAAGAUAAAGCUCCAGUUGUGGGAUACGGCCGGACAGGAGCGAUUCAGAUCCAUCACUACCUCCUACUACCGAAACUCUGUGGGUGGUCUGCUGGUGUUCGACCUGACCAAUCGCAAGACCUUCGAGCACGUGAGGGACUGGCACAAGGAAGUAAGUGAGCACAUCCUGCCCCAUCACAUGGUCUACAUCCUCAUCGGCCACAAGAGUGACCUUAACAAAGAGCGUAAAGUUACCCGCGAUGAGGCAGAGCAGCUGGCCGCAGACCUGGGCAUCCGUUACGUGGAGACCUCCGCCAAGUGCAACAGCAAUGUGGACCGCGCCUUUGAACUGCUCACCAGGGACAUCUACGAGCUCAUGAAGAUGGGAGAGAUCACCACCAGAGACGGAUGGGACGGGGUCAAGAGUGGUCUGACCGCUAAGGUGCUCUACCCGGCUGAUGAAGAGGAGGAGCUAGCUAGAGCAGCCCCAGAGAAAGGCUGCCAGUGCUGA